Molecule: messenger RNA, 1940 nt
Organism: Pyricularia oryzae 70-15
Lineage: Eukaryota; Fungi; Ascomycota; Sordariomycetes; Magnaporthales; Pyriculariaceae
Product: 3-oxoacyl-[acyl-carrier-protein] reductase
Exons: 2
Coding region: 793-1602 (269 amino acids)
Source: RefSeq, a predicted model, not a curated record
GCUCGCCUCGCUUCAGCAACAUUAUUUACUGCCCACUCACGUAUCGAGAACAAUUAUCCGACGGGACUUUUUACCAAAUAAUAGUACUAUUUCGCCCGCGGAUAGUGAGGGCCACCAUGUCAUUGACCUAAGGUAGUUUCCUAUCUCUUGACUUGGCUGGCGCAUUUGCAAACCAUUGGUUUUUGUCCAUUGUUGUCUGGGCAAGCCUAGGCUCUUGUUUUCUGUUCGAUUUUUUUUUUCUUUACCCGGGAUCAUUUGCCCCUCAUGCAUUUGAUCCCCCUUUGGUCUGGGUUUGAUAUGUCUAUAUCCGGAAGACAUGCCGUGGUCACGACACCAGGGUCAAAAGAGGAUGAUCCCCCACCGCCGGGUUUGGCAUCUCUGACCUUGUAAAUUCAAAGUCGCAUCCCGACUGAAGGACCCGCGUUGGAUGCUGCCGGCCCUUUGGGAGGGGGAACGGCUUUUUGUUUCUUCCAUCAAUAUCCAUCCUCCCCCUCAUAUAAGCCGAGCUAAUCCGUCUCGUCCCCGCCGACGGUACCACGGCCCUGCAAACAACGGGCGCGCGUUGAUAUGAUCGAUCCAGUCAAGGCGGCCUAUCACUAAGGUGUUCCGUAUCAUUACUUAAUGCCCAUACAUUUCCACCCUACUCUUUUACUUGGUUCUCCUCCGCAACCUCCAAGGUCUUUCUCCCCAUCUCCCUGUUCCUCUUCCUCUCGAUUACUUGUUCACAGUCAUCUUGCUACAAUAAACACCUAGAUCUUGAUAUAUCCCAAGAAACAGACAAAAGAAAACACUAUGGGCUCCAUAGAAAACCCGGAAAUUAUGGCUUCUACCAUGCUUCAUAUACUCCCACUGGCUGGCAAGGUAUAUGGAAUCACGGGUGGCGCAAGUGGCAUCGGCCUAGCCACGGCACAGAUCCUUUCCAGGCGGGGUGCAACGGUGUGUAUUGCCGACGUUGACCCAAAGGCAAUGGCGAGCGCAGAAGUCUACUUCUCGGGACAAAGCGGUGCAAAGUACAGCAUCACCAAGGUGGACAUAUCGAAGCGGUCCGAAGUUAAUGCUUGGGUGGACGGGAUAAUAAGCCAGUUCGGCAGGCUGGACGGCGCGGCCAACGUUGCCGGUGUCAUCGGCAAGAUUCACGGCGCCGUUCCGGUGUCUGAGAUGGACGAUGACGAGUGGGAUAAGAUCGUUGCCGUCAACCUCACCGGUACCAUGUACUGCAUGAGGGCGCAGCUGAGGAAUAUCGUGGAUGGGGGCUCCAUCGUAAACGUGGCUUCGAUACAUGGUCUCAAGGGUUUUGCCAACCAUGCUGCAUAUGAUGCGAGCAAGCAUGGUGUGAUUGGCUUGACCAAGGCCGCAGCACAAGAGAACGGCGCCAGAGAAAUCAGGGUCAAUGCCGUUGCUCCGGGUGCCAUCUACACCCCUUUGAUGCAGAAGAACUGGGACAUUACAGGCCGGCCCAAAGAUGCGCCUUUCGACGACCCCAGCGCCUUCAGAAGACAGGGCACCGCAAUGGAGACAGGAAAUGUCAUUGCGUUCUUGCUUGGUCCUGAUAGCACUUUCGUCAGCGGAAGUGUUUAUUCUGUGGACGGUGCUUGGAUAUGAAUCGUUUGCCUCACUCCACACACAUCAUCUAUCUCAUUUUAAUCACUUUUUAAGCAUUUAGCCAGCGAGCAAGUUUGUUCCGAGGAGAAGCUGUCUAGUCCAGCUAGCUCUAUACAUCACAAUGCCAGCGACACAGCUGCUCCCUUUUAUCGCACUUUACAUAAUGCGAAUUCAUCCGAUGCACCUCUAUACCCCUGGACUCUGGCAUUAUUGAAGAAUUAGCUUCCUCAUCAUUUCCUCCUGAAUUGGCAGAAAGUCAAUGCCGCCUACAUGUAUCUUGGAAAUUCUUUUCAAUAAUACGAUAGUCUUGCUUCACAGCACACAUCUGCCUCAGUUAU